CUUUGGACUGUGUCUAUCCCGUGCAUUGAGCUCAUGAUCAAGAACCUCGAGAUCCAUGGCAAGUACAUGGACGAGCGUGAACACACUAAGAGGCUUGUCAAGAUGGUAGAAGCCGGUCUCCUUUCACUAGGGAAGAAGGUCAACUUUAACACAACCGGCCGGUUCAAACUAUACCAGAUUCAAGAUGCACUUGAAUUGACUGAGAAGGACCAGACUAGGAUAGGCAGGUAUUCUUAAUUCCUUCGGGCGGCAAGAAUAAGCCAGGGAGUCCAG
Ilyonectria robusta is the source of this 273-nucleotide messenger RNA. RefSeq lists its product as uncharacterized. Bases 34 to 237 code for a protein of 67 amino acids. NCBI's taxonomy places the organism in Eukaryota, Fungi, Ascomycota, Sordariomycetes, Hypocreales, Nectriaceae. The transcript has a single exon. The record is from RefSeq and is a predicted model, not a curated record.